UAUCUUACAAACACGCAUAUAUUGAAGUGCAUAAUCCAAUCUUUGGAAAGAAAGAAAAUUUCUGGCAGAGGUGGUAGAGUUAAUACAGACCCACAGACAGGAAAGCAAUAAGGCAAUGAUGAGCCAUUUGCACACAUUGGAGAAAAGCUGGAAACAAAUAAAGGUUAAGGGAGCAAAGAAAAUAGCCUUUUCCCUCUCCUUCCUUUCCCAGCUUUGGAUCAGGCUUAGGCAGAGCGCCAGUUCUUCUUUCCAGAGGUUUGCUGCUUCCGAAUUAUACCGAUCAAAAUGGGUGGCCGGUGCUCCAAGUUAACUCUCUGCUGUUACCACUCUCACCAUAAGCCUUCCGUCCUCGAGUCCUCCGAUCUCGAGGACGGGGGCAAAAAUGACGGGAGCCCAUGGCCGAGCUUUAAGGAGUUCAGCUUGGAGGAGUUGAAAUCCGCCACCGGCGGGUUUUCUUCCGACAACAUAGUGUCGGAGCACGGCGAGAAGGCUCCAAAUGUGGUUUACAAAGGGAAAUUGGAUGCCGACCGGUGGAUUGCCAUCAAGCGCUUCAAUAGAAUGGAUUGGCCCGAUUCUCGCCAGUUCGUUGAGGAAGCGAAGGCGGUGGGGAAUCUGAGAAGCGACCGGCUGGCGAAUCUUAUUGGAUGGUGCUGUGAAGGUGAAGAGAGACUGCUGGUUGCUGAGUUUAUGCCCAAUGAAACGCUCGCCAAGCAUCUCUUUCACUGGGAGACUCAGCCGAUGAAAUGGGCAAUGAGGUUGAGAGUAGCUCUUUAUCUAGCCCAAGCUUGGGAGUACUGCAGCAGCAAGGGAAGGGGUUUGUACCAUGAUCUCAAUGCCUAUAGGGUCUUAUUUGAUAAGGAUGGGAAUCCAAGGCUAUCUUGCUUUGGGAUGAUGAAGAACAGGAGAGAUGGCAAGAGUUACAGCACUAAUCUCGCAUUCACCCCUCCUGAGUACUUGAGAACUGGCAGAGUGACUCCAGAGAGUGUUGUCUACAGUUUUGGUACACUUCUGUUGGAUCUACUUAGUGGCAAACAUAUUCCACCCAGCCAUGCCCUUGACUUGAUUCGCGGCAAGAACUACCUGAUGUUGAUGGAUUCAGCACUGGAGGAUCAUUUCUCAAAGGACGACGGUACUGAGUUGGUGAGAUUGGCUUCUCGUUGUUUACAGCUUGAAGCUCGAGAGAGGCCAAAUGCCAAGACACUUGUGGCUUCUCUGAUUCCACUUCAGAAAGAAACUGAGGUUCCGUCAUAUGUACUUAUGGGGAUCCCACAUGAAACAGCAGCAUCAGCAAGUAACCAGCAGCUGUCGCUAACCCCGUUUGGUGAGGCCUGCUUGCGAAUAGAUCUUACUGCUCUACAUGAGCUGCUGGAGAAAGUUGGGUACAAGGAUGAUGAAGGAAUUGCCAAUGAGCUGUCUUUCCAGAUGUGGACAAAUCAAAUGCAAGAUACCUUGAACUCCAAGAAACAUGGAGACAUUGCCUUCCGAGCAAAGGAUUUCCCCACUGCCAUUGAUUGCUACUCACAGUUCAUCGAUGGAGGAACCAUGGUAUCACCGACGGUGUAUGCUAGGCGGUGCCUGUCGUACUUGAUGAAUGAUAUGGCACAAGAAGGGCUUGGAGAUGCCAUGCAAGGUCAAGUUGUGUCCCCUGAGUGGCACAUUGCUUCUUACCUUCAAGCAGCAUGCCUCUUCAGCCUUGGAAUGGAGGGUGAUGCUCAGGAAGCUUUGAAAGAUGGCACCAACUUGGAAGCCAAAAGGAACAAAAAUUGAGAUUAUAUAUUAGAAGAAAGGAAGAAAGAAGAUUGAUGUAUAGAGUUGCUUCUUUCCCUUCUUUUUUCUUUCCAUUCCUUGCUGCAUAAUUUUUUUAUACCUUCUUGUAUGUAAGGUUCCCUCAUUUCUUGGUUUGUUUUGAGCUCUUGUUGACAUGUGAGGAUCGGUCAAUAUUUGUCUAUCUAUUCGUAUGAUUUCCUCUUUCGUGGCUUGUCUUGGUGUACCCACAAUUAGUAGAUUGACUGAAUUAUAUAUAUAUAUUAGAUUGACAUGUGGAUCAAGAAGACCAGCUCAAAUUAGUUUCUUUUGAUUUAAAUUCAUAGAAAAAAGCAUACUAAAUUCAAAAAAUCAUGAGACUCAUCGAAUGAAAAGCUUUUAACCAG
Linum trigynum is the source of this 2150-nucleotide messenger RNA. The record is from the annotation of a GenBank genome assembly. NCBI's taxonomy places the organism in Eukaryota, Viridiplantae, Streptophyta, Magnoliopsida, Malpighiales, Linaceae.